This is a messenger RNA of Melopsittacus undulatus (budgerigar), 4371 nucleotides long. Its product is annotated as protein ERGIC-53-like. Gene Ontology annotation, biological process: endoplasmic reticulum to Golgi vesicle-mediated transport. NCBI's taxonomy places the organism in Eukaryota, Metazoa, Chordata, Aves, Psittaciformes, Psittaculidae. The coding region runs from base 39 to 1547 and encodes 502 amino acids. Gene Ontology annotation, molecular function: D-mannose binding. Gene Ontology annotation, cellular component: endoplasmic reticulum-Golgi intermediate compartment; COPII-coated ER to Golgi transport vesicle; Golgi membrane. The record is from RefSeq and is a predicted model, not a curated record. The transcript has 13 exons.
CGUGCCGCCCUGUUGGCGAUGCCGGAGCCGUGCUCAAGAUGGCGGCGCGCUCGCAGCGGGCUGGCGUGGCUGCGGCCCUGCUGGCCGGGGCCCUGCUCGCCCUGGGGCAGGCGGCGGAGGGCCCAGCAGCGGCUGUGCCGCACCGGCGCUUCGAGUACAAGUACAGCUUCAAGGGGCCGCACCUGGUGCAGGCGGACGGGACUGUGCCGUUCUGGGUGCACACGGGCAAUGCCAUACCAAGUGCAGAUCAGAUUCGUAUAACAACGUCUUUGAAAAGCCAACGAGGGUCAGUGUGGACAAAAACUAAGUCAAUAUUUGAAUACUGGGAAGUCGAAGUGACCUUUCGAGUUACAGGAAGAGGCCGCAUUGGAGCUGAUGGAUUGGCAAUCUGGUACACAGAAGAGCAAGGCUUGGAAGGCCCUGUUUUUGGGGCAGCUGAUCAAUGGAAUGGUGUUGGAAUUUUCUUUGAUUCCUUUGACAAUGAUGGAAAGAAAAACAAUCCUGGGGUGAUCGUUGUAGGCAACAAUGGUAAACUUCUGUAUGAUCAUCAGAAUGAUGGUUCCACACAAGCAUUGGCAUCCUGUCAGAGGGACUUCCGUAACAAGCCCUAUCCUGUUCGAGUAAAGAUAACAUACUACCAAAAAACCCUGACUGUAUUAAUUAAUAAUGGCUUUACUCCGGAUAAAGAAGACUAUGAAUUCUGUGCAAAAGUGGAAGAAAUGGUGUUGCCAUCACAAGGCUAUUUUGGAAUAUCUGCAGCAACAGGGGGACUUGCAGAUGAUCAUGACGUCCUGUCUUUUCUGACCUUCCAGUUGACGGAGCCUGGGAAAGAAGUACCAAUACCAGAUGCAGAAAUUCCUCAGAAAGAUAAAGAGAAGUAUCAAGAAGAGUUCGAGCACUUUCAACAAGAAUUGGAUAAAAAGAAGGAAGAAUUUCAAAAGGAACAUCCUGAUGUGCAGGGGCAGCCAGCGGAUGAUCUUUUUGAAACUGUAAGUGAUCGUGAACUGAGGCAAAUCUUUGAGGGACAGAAUCGAAUUCAUCUUGAAAUAAAACAGCUGAAUAGGCAAUUGGACAUGAUUCUGGAUGAGCAAAGGAGAUAUGUCUCUCUAGUCACAGAUGAGAUUGCUAAAAGAGGAGCUGGUUUGCCAGGUCAACAAGGACAGGUUUCCCAGCAAGAGAUUGAGACAGUUGUGAAAACUCAAGAAGAGGUCGUUAGACAAGUAAAUGAAAUAAGAAAUUCUGUGGCUGAUACUCUGAGGUUGAUCAGUGGUGCUCAACAUCCUGGUUCUGCUGCUGGAGUCUAUGAAACAACUCAGCACUUCAAUGACAUCAAAGAACACCUUCAUGUAGUAAAGAGGGACAUUGAGCAUUUAGUACAACGAAAUAUGCCAUCUAGUGAGAAAUCGAAGUGUCCAGAACUGCCACCAUUUCCAUCGUGCUUAUCUACGAUGCACUUCUUCAUCUUUGUAGCAGUGCAAACAGUGCUAUUCAUCAGUUAUAUCAUGUAUAGGAGUCAACAAGAAGCAGCAGCCAAAAAGUUCUUUUGAUGACCUGUUCGCUUUGUGUGUACGUAACAGCAGUAUGUGUGCACAGAAAACUUUCAUAAAUGAGGGAAAACUUAGUGUUUGAUAUACUUCAAUACUGUAAAUUAUUGAAUUUUGCUAAACAGAAUGAGUUCCUAUUUAAACUGUUAAUGCUAAAGUUACAAAUGGACUGGGGAACAGCAGAACAAAUGCUAGAUAAGGGAAGACUGUGGCCCCUAUCUAGGUUGUGUUUUCAGCUAACUUUUCAUAAGUACUGGAAGGCAAAUGCCAUAUUCCUCUUCUUUUGUUAAGAUUCCAGAGGAAGGAAUUGAAACACCUGGCUUUGGUUGUUCGUAAAGAGAUUUGCAGUUGUAUGAUAUGUGCAAAAACCUUCCUAUUAAGUGUCCUGACAAGCAAAUAAACAAAACAAGUCCAAAAAAGCCAACAACAACAAAAAUUAAAACCAACCAAUCCCAAACUGUUCUCUGGGUUUUUUGAGGGGGCUGUAGAAGUGUUUUUUAUAAACACUUCCUAAGUUUGACCCUUGGAUUUACCAGUUUAAGAAUUACUAUGUUAAUUCUAACUCUUCAUGAAAUACAAAUUUAAACAUUUCUUAAUAUGUGGACACAAAGACAGACCUUUAACAGUCUGGCUGUUGGUACCUGACACAGAAAACAGAAUAUACUGAACAAAUGAAGGCUUAUCUCCUUACUUUGGGUUUUGGUUUUAGGUAGUGAGGAAAAAACAUGAAGUAGUUGAAUCCUCAAGUAUAUUGUGGACUGAGCUCUUCUUCAUAGUUACAAGUGUGUCUGUAAUUCUACUUGGAGAUUUGUGGAACUUCUUCAGCAAAAAUAUAAUUGUUUUUUACCUCUUCAAAUCUGUUUUUAUUAAGGGUAUGUUUAGUGUAUAAGUGUCUUAUAAAGCUGUCUUCUGUCUUAUGUAUCAAAUACAAAUGCUUUAAGUCUUGACAUGGCAACUCUUCUAAACUACAGUUAUCGAGUGUUUAACCCAUUUCUUCAUAGGCUAUUGUUUCAGACAUGUUUGUUAGUCCAGUAGCUAUUGUAGAGCCAGUAUUGUGUGUCAAUUCCUGCUUGGUGUCAAAAGCAUGAGACUGAACGUGUGUGUUUGAUACGGCUUAUCACAUGAACAUUUGCUUCAGGAGAGAAACAAAGCAGAGAGCCCAAAUCAGGAAUGUGAAAUUAAUUCAUUUUACCUUGUUUACACAUCUGUGGUGACUUUGUCCGUAGGUUGUUCAUGUGUAGAGCUAGAAUAGGGGGGUUUGUUUGGGGUUUUUCUAAUUCUACAAGUACACAAAUGCGUUGGGAUAUUUCACUUUUAAUUAUUAAUCUGUUUGUCUAAAUCUGCAUAAGUUAUCUGGAAUCUAGCAUACUACUACUGCAUUCCUGCACUCUGCUCCUUGGGGUGCAACACAUGCUGCCAAAUUUGCUGUAAUGAAGAACACUUCAGUAUUGUGCCUGUCAGUUUGGAGAAAUGAUAAAUCUAUGCAAAAACAUUUUGUUACUUAAAUUAUUGUGUCCAAAAAGUGGAUGUCUGUGCUAUACCAAUAAAACUGCCUACACACCUAUUUACAUAGCUACAGUAUAUAGUAUGCUGUAUGUGGUGUAGCUUUACAGAUUAAUUUCUGAAUUUGAGAAGAUCUUGCUGUGCUAAUCAGAAACCACUGCUUCAGGCUGAUCUUGCUGGAUAAAUAGGGUAAAUCAUUACUUUAAACACCAGCAAAUACUUACAGGUGCCUUGAGUCUAAGCUAUUACAACUCUGACUCGUGUAACUAAACUUAAUAUAUUUUCAUAAAUAGCUUUGAAAGUGGAGUGUCGUUCCUUUCAGUUUCAGGCCUUCCUGCAUCAGUGCAACAUCUGAAGAGAACUUCUCUCACAGCAGGCUUUGCAAGGCUUUUUAUACAGAAAGGCUAGCAACUUUAUGUCUAAGUAGCUGCAUAUAUCUGGGAUAAGAGGAACAGCUCUAAUGCAUCGAAGGCCUGUAUUUUUGUUACUGUGAAUUUAUCCAAAUAGAACUUUGCUUUUAAAGCUGGAGCAGCCCAUACUUUUGUGUCUUUUCUGAGAAAGAUGAUAAGGCUGGGGAUGGUGUCUAGGGAGACAGCCUGCAAUUGCCUCUUCAGUAUGAGGCUCAGCUCAUGUGUUUAUGCUGCUAAUUGAUCAGACACAUCUCCCAUGUGCAACUAGGACACUUUAGUAUUGAGGAGCAGAAGGUCUAAUAUGUAACAACCAAAAACUGAUGAUUUUGCUUCGUGCUUCAUUUCACAGUUGUCUCCUUGGAACUUCCAUAAUUGCCUUGUCGCUCACUGGAUCAAAGGAAAGCUCCCAAUUGCCCAGCUCAAAUUUUGUCCUGUCUGUUCUUGAACUGAUAGCAACAAAUUUGUACUGUAAGAAUGUUAGUCAGUGUAGCCUCCUGUUACAGGUGGCUACUAGAAGUUUCUUUUAACCCUAAUGAUAUGAUUGAUUCUUAUCAAGUAAGAUUUCAGGACUAGGAGGAGAAGACACCUUGGAAUAACUACUUGAAGUGUGAAUGCUAAGUAGCAAAUAUUUGGCAGUAACAAGAGAAUUUCAUUGUACUGGUCAGAGUAUAUUACACACCUGAAUCUUUCAAAAGUAAAACCCACAAUAUGGUUUGUAAAUUGCCUAACUUCCUGUUUGAAGAAAAUUUGACAUUUAUCAAUGCAUCGAUUACUGUAACACCGAAUACUGUCUUCUGUUGGGUUUUUUUCUAAUUCAAACAGCUGACAUUGUCAUGUUUGUUUCUGACUAAUGUAAAUUGACACUUGGAGUUCAGAGAUAACAUUAUUUGAAUAAAGAUGCAUAUUUUUAGUAA